AAGUCUUGUUACUCAUCUGACAGUUAUAUGACUUCACAACAAAAAAUGUUAUGAUCUGUCAUUGAUGCAUAAUGUGAUGUUCUGUUUUGCAAUAUUUAAGAAUGCCCAUACAGGCACCACAGUGGACGGAAUUUCUGUCUUGUCCAGUAUGUUGCCACACAUUUGAUGGAGCUCUAAGGAGUCCCAUAAGCUUAGGUUGUGGACAUACAAUAUGCAAGGCAUGUUUAUCAAACUUACAUAGAAAGCAAUGCCCAUUCGAGCAAAAUGUUAUAAGUAUAGACAUCGAAAAUUUACCAAUCAACACAGCUUUACUUCAACUUAUUAUACCAUUGAAUAAGAGUGAACAUGAGGAAACUAUCGACCUUAAAAUCAUACCAAGGGAGUUCACAAGUUUAUAUCUCACUUCUAAAAAGUGUGUUGAAAAGUUGGCUCUCUAUCUCAAACCAUUUCCUAAUGGAAGUGUAUCUGGGGGUGGUAGUAUACUUUCGAGGCCUAUGCAAAGGAAGUUGGUCACCUUGAUAAAUUGUCAACUUGUUGAGGAUGAGGGAAGAACCAGAGCAAUGAGAGCUGCCAGGUCUUUGGGGGAGAGAACAGUGACGGAAUUGAUUUUACAACAUCAGAACCCCCAGCAGCUGUCUAAUAAUCUUUGGGCUGCUGUUAGAGCCAGAGGUUGUCAGUUUCUAGGUCCUGCUAUGCAAGAAGAAGUUUUGAAAUUGGUACUGCUAGCUUUGGAAGAUGGAUCAGCUUUAUCGAGGAAAGUUCUAGUGAUGUUCGUUGUGCAGAGGCUAGAACCCCAUUUUCCUCAAGCCUCAAAAACAAGUAUUGGGCAUGUUGUGCAACUUUUAUACAGAGCUUCAUGCUUUAAGGUUUCAAAGAGAGAGGGCGAUUCAUCCCUGAUGCAACUGAAAGAGGAGUUCCGUACGUACGAAGCGCUACGAAGAGAACACGAUGCACAAAUCGUACAAAUCGCGACGGAGGCCGGUCUGAGAAUAGCCCCGGAUCAGUGGUCCGCUCUGCUGUAUGGCGACACCGCCCAUAAGUCGCACAUGCAGAGCAUCAUCGAUAAGUUGCAGACGCCGCAGUCCUUCGCUCAAAGCGUGCAGGAACUACUUAUUGCACUCCAGAGAACGGGGGAUCCGGGAAAGCUGUCGGCUCUGAGGCCCCACCUGGAACUUCUGGCUGCAAUAGACCCAAGUGCAGAAUCUGCUACACCGUCUUGGAAGGAAUUCAGCGAGGCCCUAGAAGCGGUACAACAAGUGGUUGCAGGUCUUGUGGAUUUCAUCCAUCAAUACGGAAACCGUAAACUUCAGGACACCACCCAUUCCCAACACGCUAAAUAUAAGAUCAGUAUGUGUCGUGAUCUGACUCUUAGGGGCAGCUGUCCAAGGAGUACGAACUGUACCUUUGCCCAUUCGAAUGAGGAGCUGGAGAAGUACAGGGCGAAAAAUCGGAAAUCUAUGAUUAGGAACAAGGAACACAGGAUAGACAGCCAGAGCCCAUCCGACAAGAACUAUAACCAGCCUGAAGACUAUUACACGCCUGUACCGAAUACCGCGGCGCCCAGUCCUGUAUCCAUGCCUUCCAUGGUGCCGGGAAUGGUUCAAGGGAUGAGUUAUGACGUUCCUCCUUACAGCGCCAAUUACCUGAGAUCGAAUCAGCAUCACUCUACGCCCCAGCAAAUGUACGCUAACAGUAUUGGUCAUUUUUCACCGCACGAAAUGUACGGUAAUAACCAACAGAACGUGAUGGUUUCUUCGAACAAUGGCCAGAACUAUUUUCCAUCUCCGGAAUUCGCCGAUUUGAAUCGUCCUAAUAUGCCAGCGGAGACUACCAGAUCCAUCAAUUGGGACAUUUCGAAGAACCAAAACCUACCGAUCCAACCGAAGUUACCUCGGGGCCAGGGAAAGAGUCUCGCCGAAUUAUAUCAGCGGAAGCAAGAAGUAAUUUCUCUGCUUGAGAAAGUCGUUGGAAAGAACGCGGCAACUGCGAUCUCUAACGACGCUACUACACUGGCACGUCAAGAGUCCCAAAUCGAUAUGGAUAGCCCGUCGUCGCCCUAUAGCUUUCUGCCGCCCCACAUCAACACCGGGCCGACGUUUGUCAGAUCGGAUUCCAUUCUGACGCCAGACGACGACUACGUGCCGUACGAUUCGCCGUCGAUCAACAAAUACGGUCCGAUUUCCAGGAUGCACAAAGACAACAAUCUGAAUCAGUCGACUUCGUUCAGGGAUUCCAGUUUGCCGUCGAAUAUGGCCCAUAGACCAAUGUCAUCCGGCAGUCCGCUAACCUCACUCUACUACAACAACAAUCCUCAGAUAUACCCGCCAAAUAUUCCACAAGGAGCAUUUGUUCCAUCAGGAAACGUGAUGAGUCCUCAAUAUUUGCAUAUGCACCCGAGGAUGCAGGAUCAUUCCAAAGAAAUAAUGGCCGAAUCCCAAAGGGUCAGCAUGCAGUUGCGAAAUUUGGAGAAGCAGCUGAAGGAUCUGAACAAGUUGGCGGCACAAAAAAUUCCCAAUCUAAGUGAAAGUGAUAAGCUCACCCAGGAGUUGCAAUUGAUCGAACAGGGAAUUCAUGAGAAACAGAAGGAGGCAUGUUUGAACCGUAUUGUUAAUUCAUGGAACUUGACGAUGAAUGCCAAUGUGGCACCUGGACCAUCCGAGGACACCAUGUAUGAAGACGACAUUGCCAACGAUAUGAAAGAGCUAGAGCUUCGUUGGAAGGAGGAACUUGAAGAACAGGAAAAACGGUGGAGCAGCGAGGACGACUCCAACAAGUAAAUAUUCUAAUUCCGAUUUUCUAGAAAAAAAUUUUAAUAACCCAAUGGGUUCUAUUUUCAUGACAUAAUCUUAUGUUAGCAUCAAAGACUGCAUAACAAUAUAUGUAUACACUUUUAUUUUGAAUCAUGAGAUAGCGAUUUCCAACAUUUUAAUAUUAUUUAAACUUUUAUUGAGUGAUCUUAUUUUUAAUUCCUUUUUUCUGUUUUUAAUAUUGAUUAUUUUGGUGUUGUUUAUUGACAGAAUUUGUUUGGGCUGGAUUUAUGCCCUCGAUUGUUUCAUAUUCAAUAUUGAAAGUUAUCAAGACAAUUAUAUAAUUUUUCCCGUUGAUUCUGAUUGAAUUCGUUUAAUAUUAUGACGUUUUUAAAGCCGGACUGCAUCGAGAGAUAAUUUUCUGAUGAUUCAAAAUAUGAGUCAUUAGUCCUAAUAUAUAAUUUUAAUUCAUAAUUAAAAGUAUAUGUGGUGCAUUUCGAUAUGUAUUUAAAAAAAAAAUUUGCUGAACUCGGUGAUGAUUCCAGUUUUAUUGGAAAAUUGAUUCGAGGGCCUAUUGUGGUGAGUGAGGUUGAGGAUUUCUUGAAAAAGAUUUUUCAGCUAGUCACUUUCGUUGGAGAACGAAAAUAUGCUUAUGUUUAUUCGUUCAAAUUUAUCGAGGGACAAUCUUUGAGGUUUCUCCAGCGAAAGUUGACCACUUUGUUGGAUUCGGCGGUCACGUCGCCACAUUUUUUGCCUACCCCUAAAUAUUUAUAUAAUAUAAUCAUGCUGUGUGUGAUUGGGUAUAUCAAUGUUAUGAGUUGAUAUAUAUUUAUAAUGAUGUAAAAUCUUGAUUUGAUGCAUUUGUUUGAAAAUGCAUGACGCUAAUGAAAUGCUUAAAUCAAUUGGAAAUAUAAAAUUUACAAAGUUGAA
This is a messenger RNA of Coccinella septempunctata (seven-spotted ladybird), 3677 nucleotides long. It is a transcript of the gene roq, whose product is annotated as roquin-1. Bases 102 to 2777 code for a protein of 891 amino acids. The record is from RefSeq and is a predicted model, not a curated record. The transcript has 10 exons. Gene Ontology annotation, molecular function: metal ion binding. Lineage: Eukaryota; Metazoa; Arthropoda; Insecta; Coleoptera; Coccinellidae.